AUGGAAAACAAGAAUGUCUUCUUUUCAAGCCUUAAGAAGAUCUCAGAGGAGGUUGUGGUUGGGAUCGACGAAGCAGGUAGGGGCCCUGUGGUUGGAUACAUGGUGUAUGGAGCGUUAGUGGCUCCAAAAAGUGCCUUGAAAUCCACAGGAUUCAAGGACUCGAAGGUCUUAACACACGCACAAAGGCAUACUUUCUUUCAAACAAUAAAAGAAAAAGGACUUGGAUAUGUUUACCAUUGCACCCAUCCAGACUAUAUUACGGAAAUGAUGCAGUUAGGGUCGACCUCCCUGGACGAGAUAUCUGUUAACUCUGUCUUUCGGAUCCUCGAUGAAAUAAAAGCCAAAUGCGAGAAUGUGGAGGGUGUUUAUGUAGAUGCGCUUGGGAAUUGUGAAAAGUACAAAGCCAGACUGAAGAAAAAGUAUCCAUAUAUGUUUGUGGUAGAGAAGAGGGCAGACUCAAGGUUUCAGAUAGUUUCUGGGGCGAGUAUAGUUGCCAAAGUUCAGAGAGACCUGAUGAUAUCUGAAUUUGGGAAUGACCUUGGAUCUGGAUAUCCGAGCGACCCUAGCACAAUCAGAUGGCUCAAAAGGAAUACGAAUGCAGUCUUUGGGUUUCCACCUGGAGUCAGGUAUUCAUGGAGCACAGUCAAGAAGAUCCUUGGAGAGAGAAGAUCAAAACCACUUAAAGGGGCUCUAAGUGGAUUCUAUUUUAACAGCAUUUGA
Molecule: messenger RNA, 720 nt
Organism: Encephalitozoon romaleae SJ-2008
Lineage: Eukaryota; Fungi; Microsporidia; Unikaryonidae
Product: ribonuclease HII
Exons: 1
Coding region: 1-720 (239 amino acids)
Biological process (GO): mismatch repair; DNA replication, removal of RNA primer
Cellular component (GO): ribonuclease H2 complex
Molecular function (GO): RNA-DNA hybrid ribonuclease activity; RNA binding
Source: RefSeq, a predicted model, not a curated record